This is a messenger RNA of Physeter macrocephalus (sperm whale), 1378 nucleotides long. NCBI's taxonomy places the organism in Eukaryota, Metazoa, Chordata, Mammalia, Artiodactyla, Physeteridae. The record is from the annotation of a RefSeq genome assembly.
AUGCUAAAGUUUAUUAUCCCCACUAUCAUACUAAUACCACUAACCUGACUAUCAAAAAACAAUCUAAUCUGAAUCAACUCCACAACCCAUAGCCUAUUAAUUAGCUUUACAAGUCUACUCCUCCUUACGCAAUCCAAUGAUAAUAACCUCAACUACUCCCUUACGUUCUUCUCUGACCCCCUCUCCACACCCCUCCUAAUCUUGACCAUAUGACUCCUCCCCCUAAUACUAAUAGCAAGCCAAUCACACCUCCUCAAAGAGCCCCUUGCCCGAAAAAAACUCUAUAUCACAAUAUUAAUCACACUACAAGUAUUCCUCAUCAUAACAUUCACCGCCACAGAACUAAUCCUAUUUUAUAUUAUAUUUGAAGCUACGCUAGUCCCAACCCUCAUCAUUAUUACCCGUUGAGGUAAUCAGACAGAACGACUUAAUGCAGGACUUUACUUCCUCUUCUAUACACUGCUCGGAUCACUCCCCUUACUAGUAGCACUAACUUACCUACAAAACACAACAGGAACCCUAAACUUCCUUCUAAUACAAUACUGAACCCAACCCUUAUCAACCUCCUGAUCCAACACUUUUAUAUGAUUAGCCUGUAUAAUAGCCUUCAUAGUAAAGAUACCCCUUUACGGACUACACUUAUGACUCCCCAAAGCACAUGUAGAAGCCCCCAUUGCAGGCUCCAUGGUACUUGCAGCCGUACUAUUAAAACUCGGUGGUUACGGCAUACUACGAAUCACACCCAUACUUAACCCACUCACAGAACACAUGGCUUACCCCUUCCUCAUACUCUCACUAUGAGGCAUAAUCAUAACCAGCUCCAUCUGUUUACGCCAAACAGACCUAAAAUCACUUAUCGCAUACUCCUCAAUCAGCCACAUAGCACUCGUUAUCACAGCCAUUCUCAUCCAAACCCCCUGAAGCUACAUAGGAGCUACCACCCUAAUAAUCGCCCACGGUCUCACCUCAUCCAUACUAUUCUGCCUAGCAAAUUCAAACUACGAACGAAUUCACAGCCGAACCAUAAUCUUAGCCCGAGGCCUACAAAUCUUCCUCCCAUUGAUAGCAACCUGAUGACUACUAGCAAGCCUAACAAACCUCGCCCUACCCCCUACAAUCAACCUAAUCGGAGAACUAUUCGUAAUAAUAUCCAUAUUCUCAUGAUCAAAUCUCACCAUCAUCCUAAUAGGAACAAACAUCGUAAUCACCACCCUAUACUCCCUAUAUAUGCUAAUUACCACACAGUACGGCAAACACACAUACCACGUCAACAACCUCACCCCCUCCUUCACACGAGAACAUACCCUAAUAGCUCUACAUAUCAUUCCCCUCCUACUUCUCUCACUAAACCCUAAAAUCAUUCUAGGUCCCCUCUACU